Messenger RNA from Sclerotinia borealis F-4128, 534 nucleotides. Lineage: Eukaryota; Fungi; Ascomycota; Leotiomycetes; Helotiales; Sclerotiniaceae. The record is from the annotation of a GenBank genome assembly.
AUGGUAAAAGCGCCUCGUCCGCAGCCUGAUGAUUCAGAAGCAUCCAGCACAAAGGAGAAAGGAAACCCAAGCGCAACACCUGCUACGAACGGAAAGGGUAGGCGAGUAGCAAGCAGCGCCGUUAAUACAAAUGAAUCAGGUGCAAAUAGCACACCCACUGCCGCUGGUGCUGUAGCAGGAGCUGCGGGAAGUACCAAUACGGAAGGUAAUAUUGGAAUACAAUGGUCAGAAUUUGAUCCAUCUCUAUUGCAUCGUUAUCGGUACGAGCACGGAAUGAAUACUCCCCCGGCCUUCAACAGUUCAUACAAUCAAACUGUUCUUUCUCAAUCGAGUAUCGGCCGCAUGUCACCAAGUAUGGUCCGUAAGAAGGAGCACAAGAGGCAAAGCAAAGAUCAAUUGGCCAACACUGUACGCAAGCAUUUUAACAGUCAGUCGGUCAAUGAAAACGAGGUUAUAGUCAAGUUCUUAUACAAGGUUCGAUAUCAGGACAAGAAAUUUCGAAUGCGAUUCAUGCCACAGUUACGACACAUGUAG